CUUAAUAUUUAGUUUUAUUGAAACAGACAUUAGAGAGUUGACCUGACCUGCUCAACUCUGUUUCUAUAUUAUAAAGAGGCUCAGUGUUGUUGAUUCAACUGAAUAAUGUAAAAGCUCAAUUUGGUUUCAUAUAUACAGUAAACGACAAUGACGCAAAAUAGCAGAUACAGGAAGAGACCUAACAUACUUAUCACCGGAACUCCGGGAACAGGGAAGACAACUACGGCGGCUGUCCUGGCGGAGGUGACGGAGCUCCGCCACAUCAAUGUCGGCGACUUUGCUAAUGAGAAGAACUUGACCAAUGGCUGGGACGACACCUUCGAUUGCUACUACAUCAACGAAGACCUCCUAUGUGAUGAGCUUGAGAAUUUGAUGGAAGAAGGUGGAAACAUCGUUGAUCAUCACGGCUGUGACUUCUUUCCUGAGCGCUGGUUUGACCGAGUUUUGGUGCUUCAAACUGACAAUUCUAUCUUGUAUGAUCGGUUCACUAUGAGAGGUUACUCAGAUCAAAAGCUUGCUAGUAAUACUGAAUGUGAAAUGUUUCAAGUUUUGCUGGAGGAGGCAAAAGAGAACUAUCCAGAGGAUAUUGUGGUAAUACUAAGAAGUGAUUCUCUUGAAGAUAUUACCAAAAAUGUAGAGAAACUGACCUGUUGGAUUAGUAAUUGGAGCCCUGUCUUAUGAUUAAAGUAUAAGGAGAGAUGUACUUUCUUGGAACUAAAACUAUAGAGAAGGUCAAGAUUACUUUACGUUCAUAUAAUAGAUGUUAAAUCCCCUUGGCUUCUUCAGGAGAUGGUUGUUCCAAUAUUGCCCCUCAAGUUAGGCUAAUGUCUUACUAAGCCUAACUUGAACAUAUUGUGGCUGAAAGCAGGCUUGACCAAUACUUUUGUGAGACUAUCAGCUAAUUGUUAUCAGCAGCAUGGACAUAAAUAUAACACAAACAUUGUUCGAUUGGACGUGCUUGCGCACAAAAGGGAAGUCCACCCCAAUAUGUUUCAUACAGACUGUAAAAGGGACACCAGUGUUAUCAAAGAAAAUGGUUGGUACCUUGUGGAAACAUGUUUUUCGGGUUGAAAUUGGGGGUAGGGGAAGGGGAUUUGGAGGGGAUUACAAUGUGGAGAAAAUUCAGGUUGCCAACAAACUGAACUAUUAACAUUCCCCAGCAUGUUGGAUGUUACAAUCUAAUCUCAAUAUUUAUGAAGAUCUACUUUUUGUUAAGUUUAUUUAUAGACUUAACUUUUAAAAA
This is a messenger RNA of Capsicum annuum, 1243 nucleotides long. RefSeq names its product adenylate kinase isoenzyme 6 homolog. The record is from RefSeq and is a predicted model, not a curated record. The transcript has 3 exons. Lineage: Eukaryota; Viridiplantae; Streptophyta; Magnoliopsida; Solanales; Solanaceae. Gene Ontology annotation, molecular function: AMP kinase activity; ATP hydrolysis activity; ATP binding. The coding region runs from base 148 to 681 and encodes 177 amino acids. Gene Ontology annotation, cellular component: cytoplasm; nucleus.